AUGAAUACCAUUACACUCGUCUUGGAUGCUGAUUCUGACUAUGAAAGAAGUUGUGAAGAAAACUCGCGCCAUAUGGCAGCUUCGAGGAACUACGAUCAGAAGCAGAAACGGAAUUACACUAUUUUUCAGCUGAUUACGCCGGGUGAGCUAAUACAUCCGGAGAUUGAUGAAAUGUCGGUGAUGACAUAUCUGUCACAAUUCCCAGCUGCCAAGCUGGAUGAAGUCAAGAGAGAGCUUCCUGAAGAACCGAUAGCUUCUGGAAGUUUGAUGGAUUUGAAUGCUUUCCCUGUGGUCAAUAUGCCCACUGAAUUUGUAGUCAAUAUCGUUGGAGAUGGCUACAAGCCAAAGAUGAAAAUCAUUGAUCCGGAUGGGCGUGAAGUGCAUUACACGGUCGCUGAAGAAGAUCCGCAUAAGUUCAUCAUCACCUACACUCCAUUACGUGACGGAAUCUAUCAUAUUUCGCUAGCCUUAAGAGAUCUAGCACUGGGAACUGUCACACCUGUAGAAGCAGCUACCCGGACUAUAGAAGCUUUGCCUAUCGUUCGCUUGUGUUCGUAUCCAGAACGAGUACGGGUUGGUGAUCCUGUGCCGUUACGCGUGGAAGGAGCUAUCAGAGGAGUCGUUGAAGUAGUGGUAGUUGAUGCUCUUGGAGGAGAACAUCAGUUAGCUGUCAUAGGCGAGCUUGCUUUAUCCAAAUACCAAAUAACGCUUAGGAACUAUAUUACCGAUCAAGUUUAG
Molecule: messenger RNA, 738 nt
Organism: Cylicostephanus goldi
Lineage: Eukaryota; Metazoa; Nematoda; Chromadorea; Rhabditida; Strongylidae
Source: the annotation of a GenBank genome assembly